This is a messenger RNA of Hippopotamus amphibius kiboko, 978 nucleotides long. Its product is annotated as olfactory receptor 52D1-like. Gene Ontology annotation, molecular function: G protein-coupled receptor activity; olfactory receptor activity. Gene Ontology annotation, biological process: G protein-coupled receptor signaling pathway. Bases 1 to 978 code for a protein of 325 amino acids. The record is from RefSeq and is a predicted model, not a curated record. NCBI's taxonomy places the organism in Eukaryota, Metazoa, Chordata, Mammalia, Artiodactyla, Hippopotamidae. Gene Ontology annotation, cellular component: membrane. The transcript has a single exon.
AUGGUUUCUGCAUCUGUCCCCAAUGACACUACCUUCCAUCCUUCCACAUUUAUUCUACUUGGAAUCCCUGGGAUGCGAGACCAGCACAUUUGGGCUGCCAUCCCCUUCUGCUCCAUGUAUAUCCUCGCUCUGGUUGGCAAUGGAACCAUCCUCUACAUCAUCAUGAAGGAGAGAACUCUGCAUGAGCCAAUGUACCUCUUUCUGUGCCUACUUUCUUUCACUGACUUGGUACUCUGUUCAACCACAUUGCCCAAAAUGCUAACAAUCUUCUGGCUUAAGUCCCAUGUAAUUUCCUACCAUGGCUGCCUCACCCAGAUGUUUUUUGUUCAUACAAUUUUUGCUACAGAAUCAGCUGUUCUGUUGGCCAUGGCUUUUGACCGCUAUGUGGCUAUCUGCCGUCCACUUCAUUAUACAUCCAUUCUCAGUGCCACGGUGAUUGGGAAGAUUGGGCUGGCAUGUGUGGUCCGCGGCCUUCUCUUUGUUUUCCCCUUUGUCAUCCUCAUUGAACGCUUACCUUUCUGUGGACAUCACAUCAUCCCCCACACCUACUGUGAACACAUGGGCAUUGCCAAGCUGGCCUGUGCCAGCAUCAAGCCCAACACCAUUUAUGGUCUCACUGUGGCACUUUCAGUCACUGGCAUGGAUGUGGUCCUCAUUGCCACUUCCUAUGGCCUGAUCCUGCAGGCUGUGCUGCGCCUGUCCUCGAAGGAUGCCCAAUUCCGAGCAUUUAGCACUUGUGGAGCUCAUAUUUGUGUGAUUCUUGUAUUCUAUGUACCUGCCUUUUUUUCCUUUUUCACCCACCGCUUUGGCCAGCACGUACCUCCUCAUGUCCACAUCGUACUUGCAAAUCUAUAUCUCCUCGUGCCCCCUGUUCUCAACCCCUUGGUCUAUGGCAUUAACACCAAACAGAUCCGCCUGAGAAUAUUUGGCUUUUUUAUGGGGAGGAGGUUGUUAACUGUCUCCAUACCCCAAGGAUGA